Molecule: messenger RNA, 3300 nt
Organism: Saccostrea cuccullata (small rock oyster)
Lineage: Eukaryota; Metazoa; Mollusca; Bivalvia; Ostreida; Ostreidae
Exons: 24
Coding region: 202-3111 (969 amino acids)
Molecular function (GO): protein binding
Source: RefSeq, a predicted model, not a curated record
GGUGUUGGCACUAAAUAUUUUAAAUGCCCGCACUGGGUCACCGUAUUAACACUUGGGUACCGGUGUAUUGAUCAUUUCGGUUGGCACGACUUGACCCUCGGCAAAGGUAUAUAGACCACAGUCGAGUAAACUAAAGCAGUGUAGCCCUCUAGUCCCAUGUUCACAAACUACAGGUGAUCUGGAAUCGGUUUGUGGGACAUAAUGACUGUGAUUCGACAAUGGGUACAAAGAGUCGUAAACUAUUCCUCACAAUAUGACAGUGCAGGUUGGUCAGCUGAGCAGGUUAUAGGUGCACCUAAAGUCUACCCCAGGCAUGGGGACAUCCGAGGGGCAUGGGCUUCUCAGACCAAAACUAACAAAGAAUUCAUAGAGGUUGCAUAUGGCAGGAAAGUGUUUCCUCAAGAAAUCAAUAUAUAUGAGACAUUGAAUUCUGGUGGGACAAAGAAAGUGCAAGCUAAAACAGAUAGUGGAACCUGGGUUACAAUGUACGAAGCCAAGAAAAUAGAAUGUAUAAAAGAAAGUCGAAUAUUCAAACCCGAAUUGAUUGAAACGAAUAUUCCCACUGAUACUCUGAGAAUAGAGAUUGAUUGUACAGUUGCUGGAACAUGGGUAGAAAUUGAUGCUGUUGAAUUAGUUGGAACGGAGGCAAAUCCAGGGAGUUACUUAGACAACAAACGUAAACAUCCUGUGAUCCGAAGGAAAAACAAGGAAAUCCUUGCAUGCUGUCAUACGGGCAAAUAUACUUGUUUCAGUGCUCUUGACAUGGCUACAAGCAAUUCCAACACCAUAAAGCAAUGGGCAACUGUUGUAGAUGCUUACUCAUCUCAGUAUAAUUCAACAGGCUGGUCAGCUAACCAAAUACUAGGAUGUCCUAAAGUUUAUCCAGACUAUGGAGACAAGGAAGGUUCCUGGGCAAGCAAAGACUUUGGUAUCCAAUAUGUAGAGAUUGGAUUCCAAGAAAAAGUAAAACCUUCGUCAAUCAACAUUUAUGAGACAUACCAUGCAGGCGGAGUGAAAAAAGUCAUGGCUAAAAACCCUCAAAAUGACUGGGUCGUCUUAUAUGAAACACAAAGAGUUGAGAAAAUUAAAAACAGUCGAAUAUUUUCACCUCCAUUGAAGAAUAACACUUUUGAGACCAACAAGCUCCGGAUAGAAAUAGACUGUUCUGUAGCUCAGACCUGGGUGGAACUCGAUGCUGUGGAAUUGUUGGGGUCCAAACGGGGAACAGCAUCCCCCAGAACAGCAAGCAGUAAUUUGAAUAUCAUCCAACAAUGGGCAUCAGUUGUAGAUGCAUUUUCAUCUCAAUAUGAUACAUCAGGCUGGGCAGCUAACCAGGUUCUUGGAAAUCCAAAGGUAUAUCCUGAGUAUGGAGACAUGCAGGGUUCCUGGGCCAGUGCAGACUUCGGCAUUCAGUUUGUGGAGGUUGGAUUUAAAGAAAAAGUAACACCAUCCGCAAUCAACAUUUAUGAGACAUACCAUGCAGGUGGAGUCAAAAGAAUCCAGGCCAAGAACCCCCAAAAUAGCUGGGUCACCUUAUAUGAAACAAACAGAGUUGAGAUGAUAGAAAUCAGUCGCAUAUUUUCUCCCGUGUUAAAGAAUAACAGUUUUGAGACCAACAAGUUAAGGAUAGAAGUAGACUGUUCUCUAGCCCAGAGCUGGGUAGAACUUGAUGCUGUGCAGUUGGUGGGGACCAAGCAAGGAACAGGUACAAGCAGCUUAACACAGAACCAAACAAGAGAGACCCUAUUGAAAACCCUGUGGGUGGCAGAAAUCACCAACUACUCUACUCAGUACAACAGCUCAGGAUGGUCAGCCAGGAUGGUUGUGGGAGAACCCAGAGUGUAUCCUACAUAUGGAGACGUCCCAGGAGCAUGGGCCACCUCUACAAAAGACGCCCACCAGUUUAUAGAGGUGAAGUUUGAGGAGAAGUUGUACCUGAAUGAAAUCAACAUAUACGAGACUUAUCAUGCAGGAGGAGUCAAAAGAGUCUCCGCCAAAGACAUGGCAGGAAACUGGGUCAUGCUGUACCAAACAAAUCGCUGCCAGAACUUACAAUCCAGUCGAAUUUUUUCUCCACAGUUUAAUCCCCCCGAAUUUCCAGUGGAUGAGCUCAGAGUAGAAAUUGACUGUACAGUGAGUGGAUCCUGGGUGGAACUUGAUGCCAUUAAUAUAAAGGGUACAUCAAUGCCAAAGUUACCUUCCCUGGCCUCCUGCUUGUCAACACUGGUCAACAACAAGAUGUUCAGUGACGUUGAGAUCAUCGUGGAUGGUCUUUCAUUCUAUGGACACAAGGCCAUAAUGGCACAAAGAUCAUCUUUCUUUAAGUCCGUUUUUGUAGAUGGACAUAUUCCUCCAAUUGCUCCACUGGAGAAGCAAAUACACCCCCCAAUCAGAGAACCUGUAGUGCCAACAGCCCCACCCAUAGAUGAUGAUGCCCUUCCUUCAUAUGACAGUUUAUUUGGUCCCCCAACCCCUAACAGCUCAGCUUUACCCACUUCAGACCAGCUGUAUGGGGGAGAGAAUUCUGGUCAGAUUAGAAGUCUACCCCCUAUAUAUCCCCAAGAAACCAAACCAGCAUUUUUUUCUGGAGGUACACUUGUUCUGAACACUGUCACACCAGAUAUAUUUGGGGUCAUCCUGCAUUUCCUGUAUACAGAGGAACUCCCUGAUGUUAUCUAUGUCACCAAUCUUCCUGUAGAAGUCAGCGUCAUGUGCAUUGUCAGAACUGCUCAAGCGGCCAUACAGUUUGGUUUGCCCGGACUGAAAGCCCUGUGUGAGAGGAAGAUCCUUUUGGUGAAUUCUUUCUCUUCAUCUGACGUAUUGGAGGCAUUUCUAGAGUCCUAUCAACAACCAGGACUCGAAUCCAUUAACAAAUUUGCCUGGCAUUUCAUGCAGAGUAACAGGGACAGCAUUAUAAACCAAACCCGAUUUCUGGCUCUUCCAAAAGAGAUACAGAGAAGCCUAACCAGUGUCCCAAGGUGCUCUGACCAGAGAAUAACCAGUGCACCUAGGUGCUCUGACCAGCGAACAGAGAGCAGUGUACAGGUACAAGUGUCAUGCAAGAAGAAAGGCUUCCCCUCAAGAUCCUCAGAUAUUUGUUGUUUGCAGUAAUUGAAGAGUGCCAGGGUUAUUGUGCCAAAUAUUGGAUUUUCUGUGAUUUUUAAAUGAGGUUAUUCAAGCACCCGAUACUUUUAAUAUGCAUUGAAGAAUUGAACUGCUUUCUUUAAAAAAAGAAAUUAUUUUUUAUCUAUUUACAGUACGUGUAUUGAUUUAAAAUUAAUGUAUUUAUAGAGUCACAAA